AUGAACUUCUUCCUCAUACUGCUUAUAGCUACGACUGUCACCAUAGAUGGUGCCAACCUAGUGGGCUCAAUUGCUUUUCAUAUGGUUGUGAAGAAAUAUCGGGAAUUUUUUUUCGCUCCCCAAUACUAUCGUCUCGCCUUCAUGGCAGUUAAGUCUUUCGAUCGCAACAUCCUGGGUAUACUGGUGUCAUUGUCACUCUUCACAGCUGUCCCAUUCAUUGUGACACCUCUAGAGAUCAGAAUCACUGAAAAUGGAUUUGUGCUUCCGGUUAUUAAUUCGAAAUGGUGUUUGCUAUCUGGAUGCUCUCCAUUGUUUGCAGCCUUAAUUUCUAUCAUUCCUCUUGUCCUGACCGGAGAGCUUAACCACUUCUCCGACCUUCUUGUGGUUAUCAGUUCUAUUUGGACGGUUGCCUUUAACAUGCUCUUUACGGUUUUGAGCACAUAUUUCGCAGAUUCGGAUUUGGCCAUGGUCGUUUGGAUUGCUCUUCCAAUCACAUCAUCAGUAUUCUUCUCCUCCGUACUCAUUGGAAGGCUCAUCACUUUCCCAAAGGUCCGUCGUAAUGUGGCCAACAUUGUUUUCUGUAGAGGAACAGCGAAGGUUUCACCAAUUGCCGAACGCCGGCGACAGAUUUUCUAUAUCACUGAUUAA
Messenger RNA from Caenorhabditis briggsae, 648 nucleotides. The transcript has 5 exons. Lineage: Eukaryota; Metazoa; Nematoda; Chromadorea; Rhabditida; Rhabditidae. The coding region runs from base 1 to 648 and encodes 215 amino acids. The record is from RefSeq and is a predicted model, not a curated record.